Messenger RNA from Colletotrichum gloeosporioides, 1530 nucleotides. RefSeq lists its product as uncharacterized. Lineage: Eukaryota; Fungi; Ascomycota; Sordariomycetes; Glomerellales; Glomerellaceae. The record is from RefSeq and is a predicted model, not a curated record. The transcript has a single exon. The coding region runs from base 1 to 1530 and encodes 509 amino acids.
AUGGGUCCAUACAACUGGUUCGAUCUGCCCACGGAGAUCCGCUUCAGGAUUUUGGAUCUGUUGGCUAACACAGCAGCAGACAAGACCAAACGCAGGGCGUGGCCCAGCGUCUGCUGGGACUGGCGCCAUUUCUUCGAGGAUCGCAACUUCUCAAGCCUGGUGCUCCGGUCUUACACAGAUAUCCACACGUUCUCCGACUACGUCACCGAUCACCUCCGCGAGAAGGUCAAGCGCAUCAGACUGCAUGUGCCCCUCCAGGUCUACACCUGCAAAGAUUGCGACAGCCCGGAGGACGAUCGUAAUAUUAGAGCCAACAACGCAGCCUUCACUGGGCGACUUCUCGUGCUCCUAAACAAACUCGCCGAGUGGCAGCCCAGAGGCGGAGGGCUCACGCUUGAGAUCAGUGCCGCCUCAGCCAGCGAUACGGCGCACAUCCUGGACGACAUUACGAUUGGACGACAGCGACAUAACUGUAGGGUUUCUUUCGCCGUUCACGUAGGCUACUACCACGAUCCAGGCCUCCAUUUAGCCAAGCAACGGAUUCUUGGGAAACUUCUUGACACCGACACGAACAUCUACCCGAGAAGUCGCGGUGCCGAUUUGCGGUUCGACCAACUUCAAGUACCUGUUGUCACAAAUUUCGCAGUCAGCCGUGACUCGCGUCGGAGUCUUUCUGCAGAGGCGAUAGCUACCGUCUUCAGUUGUCUCCCAAGACUGCGAGAGGUCGUUUACGAGCCUUGGCGCGGUAUGACGAUAAAGGACAUAGGGCAGCGCAACCGGGCGACUCGACACCUGCUCCGACGCCUGCCAAAGACGGUGAGCAGCAUUUCACUGCAGGAAGCACGAGUGGAAUGCCUAAACGACGGCGUUGUGGCCGGCGAUGAUCCGCGUCUUACCUCCGCUUGGGAUGCCGUCCAUCGGUUAAAGGAGUCCCCAGAAACACCGCCCAUCCGCGAUAUGAUACUGGCACAGUGCCACAGAGACUUCAGCCUAGCCCUCGACGCCGUCGCAGCCUGCAAACAACUGCAGUCCUUCAGCGCAUCUUCGCCCGUCGACGCGUUAGAAUUCCUCCGCGGCUUCGGCGCCACCUCUCUGGGCAGGUACAACCAUCGCACGUGGCCGUUUCUCACGACGAUCAACUUGAGAACCGCGCGGGUGCUCGAACCCGAGCUGGGAAACGAGUUGUUCCUCGCAGCUGGGGGAGCGGCUGCCCAGAUGCCGCAGCUGAGGCUUAUGGAGCUUUGGGACGCGCGAGAGACGAUCGGGACUUUGCUACGCUACGAGGUGUGCGAUGUGCACACGGCACUGCAGCUGGAGACGACCAUAGACGGCUUCACUAUUGGUCUGGAUGCUCUGGAGGUUUGGAGGGCAAUGGUACGGGACCGGCAUGGGAAAGAAAUGAAGGACGAUACGACGGUUCUGAGUCAAGAUGUCGUCGCGACGUUGAGUCGAUUUCGUACGCGUCUCCGGCUGCGUGAGUCAGCCUUGGCUAGAGACUGGAACAUACUCGAUAUGUAUGAAACUGCUUGA